This is a messenger RNA of Chenopodium quinoa (quinoa), 2035 nucleotides long. Its product is annotated as ankyrin repeat-containing protein ITN1-like. The record is from RefSeq and is a predicted model, not a curated record. Gene Ontology annotation, molecular function: protein phosphatase 1 binding; protein phosphatase regulator activity. Lineage: Eukaryota; Viridiplantae; Streptophyta; Magnoliopsida; Caryophyllales; Amaranthaceae. Gene Ontology annotation, cellular component: plasma membrane.
AUGCAUUUUUCAUCCAUGUUAGAAAUUUCUGUGAGUGUUGAAGCUUGUUGUAUCUCACUUGUGGUAGAAAUUAUACUAGUACAUCCAAAGAUUAAAAAGAAUGCGGUUAACAAAAAUGGAUUGACAGCUGUGGAUACUCAUAAGCAAAGUCGGAAGGAUUUGACACAAGAUACAAAAAUAUGGAAACUCCUUACUUGUGCCAAUGUGUUACCCGCAAAGGAAGCACUGAAAAUGACAAAAGACCGUGCUUGGUUGGAGGAACAUCGCACAUCUCUAAUGGUGGUGGCAUCCUUGAUCGCAACCAUGGCUUUCCAAGUUGGAAUUAAUCCCCCAGGAGGCGUUUGGCAGGAUACAAAGGUAGUAAAAGAUAAAUAUGGCUCUAACGACUCUACCCACUAUGCUGGAGAUUUACUUUGUCCAUCUCAUUUUGUACAAAUUCUAAAGCCAUGUUAUGUUACAUUUAGUCUUUCUGAUAGCAUGAAUAAUGAAAUUUAUCUGAACAUCAAAAAAAAGCCAAAACUAGUAGAGGUGGUUGAUCACAUAAAAAGAUCAUCACCCCUGCACAUUGCCUGUGCCGAAGGGCACUUGCAAAUCGUUGAAGCCUUGCUUGUGGUGAAUUCGAGCAUUUGCUACACACAUGACCAAGAUGGUAAGACGCCAGUUCACGUAGCUGCCAUAAAUGGUAAAACUGACGUACUUAGAGCUCUUCUUAAUGUAGAGCCACAAGCUGCUCGGGAGCGAACUAUGGGUGGUGAAAGUGUGUUGCAUUUGUGUGUGAAACAUAAACAAGGGCACUUGCAAAUCGUCGAAGCCUUGCUUGUGGUGAAUUCGAGCAUUUGCUACACACAUGACCAAGAUGGUAAGACGCCUGUUCACGUAGCUGCCAUAAAUGGUCAAAUUGACGUACUUAGAGCUCUUCUUAAUGUAGAGCCACAAGCUGCUAGGGAGCGAACUAUGGGUGGUGAAAGUGUGUUGCAUUUGUGUGUGAAACAUAAACAACCAGAGGCUUUGAGGUUUUUGGUAAAAACGAUGGAUGAUGGUGAGUUGCUUAACCUCGAUGAUGCCCUUGGUAAUACCGUCUUGCACCUAGCUGUGGCUGCCAAGCAAUCCGAGAUGGUAGAAUUUUUACUUGGACAUCCGAAAAUAAAAAUGCUAUAAGCAAAAAAAGGAUUGUCAGCUGUGGAUAUUCAUAAGCGAAGUCGGAAGGAUGUGAUACAAGAUGACAAGCUAUGGCAACACCUCAAUCGCGCCAAUGCAUUACCCGCAAAGGAAGCACUAAAACCCAAGAAAGACCGCGCUUGGUUGGAGGACCAGCGGACAUCCCUAAUGGUGGUGGCAUCCUUGAUCGCAACCAUGGCCUUCCAAGCCGGAAUUAACCCCCCAGGAGGCGUUUGGCAGGAUGAUUUAGCCUAUUCAGGUACAAUAGGUAAAACGACAAGAAAGUAUAUUGGCCAUGAUGCAGGUACUGCUAUAUGGUCAUAUAGUAAAGAUACUGCUUAUAGUUUUGCACUAAUUAGUAACACAAUAGGACUAAUAUCAUCACUAAGUGUCAUCCUUCUCCUUAUCAGCGGCCUUCCAUGCAAGCGAUAUUUCUUGACAUUUUUAAGGAUAACCUUGUGGAUUUCUGUCACGGCAACAGCAUUUAUAUACAUGUUCUCGGUAUCUAAUCUAAUUCAAUAUGACGGCGGUAUUUGGACUGCUAUAACGAUCUCUCUCUUAGCAUGGCUAGGGUUAAUGGGAUUUAUACUCGUUGGACAUGUUGUGCGAUUUAUGUGGAAGAAGAUUAGUUGGCGACAGAGGCAAUCAAUAAUAAAGUUUUUCAAAGAGGUGUUAUAUAUGGUCAAAAACCACUAUAAAUGUAUCAAAUACAAGCAAUCAUGUAUAAUAGUCAAAACUCACUAAUGUGUGUCGUCACAAUCCAUCUUAAGCUUUAGCUUUUUGUAGCUUUACAUUCUACACGUAUUAAUGUAUGCAAUAAUCAAUUGCAAUUGGCUUAUCUUAAUUUAUAAUGAUACCGCUGUUAUCUACUACGUAA